Mya arenaria is the source of this 3495-nucleotide messenger RNA. Its product is annotated as DNA polymerase delta subunit 4-like. Gene Ontology annotation, cellular component: delta DNA polymerase complex. Gene Ontology annotation, molecular function: DNA-directed DNA polymerase activity. The coding region runs from base 121 to 435 and encodes 104 amino acids. Gene Ontology annotation, biological process: DNA-templated DNA replication; DNA synthesis involved in DNA repair. The record is from RefSeq and is a predicted model, not a curated record. The transcript has 4 exons. Lineage: Eukaryota; Metazoa; Mollusca; Bivalvia; Myida; Myidae.
AACGUUAGACGGUUGCACAACACAAACAGACGCUGAAUUAGCAUUUUCAUUUUCUAUAUAACUUUAUUUCAGGUGUCAUGAGAUAAUAUUAUCAGUUUAUUCCACACAAAUCAAAAUAAAAUGUCUUCAAAAAAUAGAUUGAUAACCUCUUCAUACAGAACGACAAAACAAUCAGGAAGUGAACGCAAAUUUGCAAAUGAUGUUAAGCCAUCAACAAGCAAGGAUCAGUUCGAGCAGGACAUGGUUGUGUUGAAGGAGUUUGACUUGAACUGGGAAUAUGGCCCCAGCAUGGGAAUCACACGAUUAGAGCGAUGGAACAGAGCGGAGAAGCACGGGCUGAAUCCUUCACCCAGGGUCCGCCAGAUUGUGGAGGCCCACAGCGAGGAUGAACAAUACGUGCAAUGCUUGUGGAAUGACUACAAGAACCUUAUCUGAAGAAAAGCACUUCUGCCAUGUGUUAGCAACUUUUAAAGACAUCUGCAAUGUAUCUGCAAAUUUUUAAGACAUCUGUCAUGUAUAAGGAAGGAUUAAAGACAUUACAUCUCAAAUUUACCAAAGAAAUUGGAUGAAAAUUGGAUGAUUGGAGGAAAAAUGAUUCGACAACAUAAAAAUUAAGUGUUGGAUUCGACAUCAGAAAGGUGUUAAAAAUGGUUAAAUACUACAUGUAUAUUCUUUAGCAGCACUAUGCAAUUGAUGGUGUUAGUCGGAAUACAGCUACAUGUGGAGUAAACACUUUCUUUACCUUGUGACUGUAUCUAUUGAACAAACUCACCAACAAAAGAAUUUCAGUUUAAACUCUAAAUGUCUUCACAUUAAUUUUUAUCAUUUAUUUCGUUCGAGAAAUUGGGGGCGUUAACAAUUAUGAUACUGCCAUAAAAAAAAUUAACAAUGCUUUUGUAAAUGAUAACUGUUGACUGUUUUCAGUUUUAUAUUUAUAUUCUAUUAAUAUUUUAUUAUUGUUUCGGCUGUUACUGUAUGUUCUUUACCUGGAAAGGAGUUUUUGGAAUGUUACUGUCCCCUGUUUUAGAUUUUUAUCUUACAAAAUUUGCCAUAUUUUUAAUGAUAAUUUUUUUGUCAGAUUUUAAAACUGGUCAAAGAUGAUCCUUGAUUUAAGUUUAACAUUGUAUUAUGUCAUUUUUAACUGUAACAUUAUAGUAUUUCAUUUUAAAGUUUAACAUUGUACUAUUUCAUAUUGAAGUUUAACAUUGUUCUAUUUCAUUUUUCAAGUUUAACAUUGUACUAUUUAUUUUUUAACAUUACCAUGGUACUAUGUCACCAAAUUUUUACUCAGGAAGUGCAUUAUUUGUUUAAUAUGUAUAAAAGAAAUCCAAUGUUGACAAUUGAAAUGUUGAAAUCUACUCACUCUUGCGUCUGUGUCGGCAUCACACCUUGGUAAUUAAGGUUUUGCAUGUAAGCACAUAUCAGUCAAUAUCUCAGCGAAAACUUUGUUGUACUGCAUUGAAACUUUAUACUCUUAAGUUAGAUAACUCUAUUUGGCAUAAAGUCAAAAUUUUGCCCCUUAAUUAUUCAACUCAGAAAUUCUAGUUAAGAUUUUGCAUGUUAGCACAUAUAAGUCAAUAAUUCUCAGCAACUACUUCAUAUAUUACAUUGAAACUUGAUACAAUCAAGAGAGAUAACUCUAUUUUGCAUGUUAUGCAAUUAAUUGCCGUUUAUUAUUUGAAUUGGAAUGUUAUCUAAUUUUACAGUGAUCCAUACAUGUUUCGACAAAACUUUGCAAUCCUUAGAAUCAAAAGCUGUGGAAUAGUCUAGCGCGCUGUCUCUAUUAAUUACUGCUCUUGUUAUGUAUGAAAUUUAGGCCGCAAUUUAUAAAUAAUUUGUUUGGUCUUUCCUGCUGGACUUGCAAAAAUACCUUGGGUUAGCCUCUCCAGUUGCCAUAUUUACUGCCUUCUAAAGGCUGUUUCUCCUUGCUAAAAAUUAGUCCAUUUUUCCCAAAAUUUUAUAUUUUUUUCCCAUCUGAUUACUGUAGAUUACGUUAAUGAAUAAAAAAAGAAAUUAAUUUCUUGAAAUAUAAACAAAAUCUUGACAAAACUUACUCUUUCUUAGCAAAAUGUUUGCAUAAAAAAGUUACAACAUGGAUAUUAACCAUUAUAUUAGCUAUUUUGGCCCAGGCGGUAAAAAAUACCGGUAAUUCAAAAAAAAAAUCACUGAAACUAUUAACUGGCCUUAUGCCUGCAAUUUAUUGAGUUUCUAUUAUAUUAUGUUUAUGUUUGUGAUGUGCUUAUCUAAGUCGGCCAUAUGUUGUUUCUUAAAGAAAAUGAUGUUGAUCAUACGUUUUUUUGUGGCACAAUGUUUUCACAGAUUGUAGCUUUUGUUAAUGUUCUACUACUGUUGCUAAAUUAUAUAAAUUUUAGUAUUGUUAUCUUUUACCUAAACAUGUUAGUUAUUAUGUCAAAUAUUGUACCUCAACUCUUUCCAAAACAUUAAUUAUAUCCAAUCUUACAUCUCAGCUCAGCCCAAAACGCAAUUAUUCUUAUGUACAAAUAGAACAUCUCAGCUCAGUCCAAAAUAUGUUCAUUAAUACAUCCAACUCAGUCCAAAACAUGUUCAUUAUUUCAUCCAACUCAGUCCAAAACAUGUUCAUCAUUUUGUCCAGCUCAAUCCAAAACAUGUUUUUUACUACUUUCUACUCAGUCCAAAACAUGUUUAUUACUUCAUUCAACUCAGUCCAAAACAUGUUUAUUAUUUCAUUCAACUCAGUCCAAAACAUGUUUAUUAUUUCAUUCAACUCAGUCCAAAACAUGUUUAUUAUUUCAUUCAACUCAGUCCAAAACAUGUUUAUUAUUUCGUCCAACUCAGUCCAAAACAUGUCUAUUAUUUCGUCCAACUCAAUCCAAAACAUGUUUAUUAUUUCGUCCAGCUUUCAUACGAUUACAAGUACUGAUGCUCUUCAGUAUGAUAGAAAGUUUUCCUGAUCAGGUUCAGAACAAUAUCUAUUUUUUUGUGUGUUUUAGUAUUUGGAAAGUAACAUCCAUAAUUUUAUUCUUAAUGCAUAUGAACUUAAAGGGUUAAAACUUACUACAGGCAUGUUGAUUAUCACAUUUUUCUUUUCAUUUCAGAACGUCCAUGAUUUAAUUCUUUAAUAAUUUGAACGCCAUUGUGUUAGUUUAUUGUCCUAUAUACCAUCAAUGUUUUGUAGUUUAAUUAGAGCCAAAAAUAGAAAAAAUAAAUUGAUAUGAAGAAUUAAGUUCUAUCUUUUCUUUUGAAUAUGCCUUGCAUGUUUCUGUAUUAAUCAAAAGUAUUUUAGAUUAAGGCAUCUAAAUUUGAUUAUGUCUUAGCUUCAAGAUUGUGAUAGCCUGAUAGGGUAGUAAUUUAUUUGUUAUACUGUUCUUAAUCUUAUUCUCUUCAUGUUAAGCUGUUUUAUUUUAUACCUUGUUUGUUUUGUAUUCACAUUCAGAUUGUUAUAUUUAUAGGGAUGUUGUUAGUGACAAGAUUUGUUUUAAGGAAAUCCAUUUUAUGUUAAAUGCAAAAUACUAU